AUGCGUCUGAGCCAGGUCGUUUUCCUUUCUCUGCUUGGCUUCGCCGCAGCUGCUCCUGCUCCCGAUGGACUUGAAAGCGGGCCUGCUGUUGUGGAUGAUGACUUCAAGCCCGACUGGAACGCCUUUGAGAGCGACUUCAAACUGGCUUUGGAGGAGUUCAAUGCGGAUCCAACUUUGACUAAGCGCCUGAACACUCAAAGCUCUGGCAAUGUCGCAUACGGGAAGGCAAUCUAUGCCGCCGGUGCUGCCGCUGUCAGUCAGGUGAAGGGUCUUAAGAAUUGGAAUAAGUCCAGGGAACAGUUCGUCCAGCUAGUCACCCAGGGGAUGAUGGACCAUAACCCUGACCCCAAGACCGCUGUGGCUGCAAUCUGCUACAACAAGGGCUAUGGAAUCAAGGACCCAGAAGGCAUUUAUGGCCUGCACAGCGAAAAGCUUUCUGUUUGGCCGGCAUCAACCGACUACGACUGUUUCUACAUGGGCAGAAACAACGCCUUCUGGUCUUACGGCGAUGGUGGCACCAUCAACUUGUACACCCGCUGGCAACACGGAGCUUGUCGUUUUGACGACAAGUCGGAUCUCUACUGCUAA
This is a messenger RNA of Penicillium crustosum, 588 nucleotides long. RefSeq lists its product as uncharacterized. Lineage: Eukaryota; Fungi; Ascomycota; Eurotiomycetes; Eurotiales; Aspergillaceae. Bases 1 to 588 code for a protein of 195 amino acids. The record is from RefSeq and is a predicted model, not a curated record. The transcript is spliced from 5 exons.